Messenger RNA from Asparagus officinalis (garden asparagus), 1597 nucleotides. Its product is annotated as geranylgeranyl transferase type-2 subunit beta 1-like. Gene Ontology annotation, biological process: protein geranylgeranylation. NCBI's taxonomy places the organism in Eukaryota, Viridiplantae, Streptophyta, Magnoliopsida, Asparagales, Asparagaceae. Gene Ontology annotation, cellular component: Rab-protein geranylgeranyltransferase complex. The transcript is spliced from 9 exons. The record is from RefSeq and is a predicted model, not a curated record. Gene Ontology annotation, molecular function: Rab geranylgeranyltransferase activity. Bases 117 to 1103 code for a protein of 328 amino acids.
AUGGAGCCCCUGAGUUCACCGUUCUCCUUUUGCAGUUCUCUUUCUUCACCAGAUAAAAAUCCAAAAAUAUUAAAAACGAAAAUUGAUCUCUUUCUUCUGUUGAAUUGAUCUAAGUUAUGGGCGAGUUGGAAUCCGAUAAGCACGUGGAAUACAUCCUCUCAAUCGAAAAGAAAAAAGAUGAUUUCGAUGCUCUAUUAAUGGAGCACCUAAGAAUAAAUGGAGCUUAUUGGGGUUUAACAACUCUGGAUAUUCUUCACAAGAUCUCAGCUGUUGAUCCUGAUGAGGUGAUCUCAUGGGUGAUGAAGUGUUAUCAUGACGAUUGUGGUGGUUUUGGUGGGAAUAUUGGGCAUGAUCCACACAUUUUGAACACGCUUAGUGCUGUGCAGAUUUUAGCUCUUUUCGACCGGAUCAAUGUUUUGGAUGCUGAAAUGGUUUCAAAUUACAUUGCUGGUCUGCAAAAUGAAGAUGGAUCUUUCUCUGGGGAUAUGUGGGGCGAAAUUGACACAAGGUUCUCUUACUGUGCAAUUUGUUGCCUCUCGAUAUUACAUCGUCUGAAUAAGAUAAAUGUGGAAAAGGCUGUGAAUUAUAUUGUGAGCUGCAAAAAUUUAGAUGGCGGAUUUGGAUGUACACCUGGAGGAGAGUCUCAUGCUGGACAAAGUAUGCUCUUUCGCGGUGAACAAGACAUAUUCUGUUGUGUAGGUGCCCUUGCUAUAACAGGAUCACUACACCAUGUAGAUAGAGACCUUCUUGGUUGGUGGCUAUGUGAGCGUCAAUGUAAUGAUGGAGGACCAAAUGAUGGAGGACUAAAUGGGCGUCCCGAGAAACUUGUAGAUGUCUGUUAUUCGUGGUGGGUACUUUCAAGCCUAAUUAUGAUUGAUCGAGUGCAUUGGAUUGACAAGGACAAACUUACAAGAUUCAUCUUAAACUGCCAGGAUAAAGAGAAUGGAGGUAUUUCAGAUAGGGCCGAUGACGCUGUAGAUGUCUUCCACACCUACUUUGGUGUAGCAGGACUUUCACUUAUGGAAUAUCCGGGAUUGAAAUCUAUUGAUCCUGCUUAUGCAUUACCUGUGGAUGUCGUGAAUAGAAUUUUCUUUGGAAAGUAAAGGGAUCUACUGACUCACAGUCACAGGUGGUUCUUUAUUGAGCCUGAAAGCUCACUGUGCUCUAAGCUUACAGCUGUUCGAUAAUGUUCGCCAUCUCUUAUGGGUAAUAUCAGUGCCAAACUGCCAAUGCUGAUGUAUCUGCUGUCAAGAAAACUGGUUGCUGUUCAGCUUAAUUCUCAGAAGCAGGAGGGAGAAACUUUCAAAUUGGACCGGGUCCACUCUCUUUGUGGUCGACCAAAGAGAGGAGAAUCUUUGAUCAGCAUACUGGAUCCCUAAAUUUUUCUUGUUUUUGCACUUCGCUAGACCCAGUCCAUCUGAUACUUUGUACUUACAGGGCAAGGAGUUUUACGCGAUGAGUCUUCUGUUUUUUUUUUAAGGGUGGCUAAUAUAACUUUCGUAUGUAUGUUUUAGAUAUUUUUUAUUUCUUUAGCUAUUAUUGAUGGGAUCUUUAUCAGAGAGAUCUUUUGAUGAAAAUGUUUUAAUCUCUCUAAUUC